AUGGAUGAACUGAAAAGCAAUCCCAACCUCAGCUUCAGCGCCGCCUUAAACGAGUUCACUCUUGAACGGUACACCAAAGUUGGUGCCCUCCCAGCCUGGUCAAUCAAGCUAUUCUCGGCAAAGUUCAAUCCGGCCUUGGAUUCCUACGCCGAAAUAUUCCAGAACAUGGUUGGCGAACACAUUGCGAAUCUGUUACCUCCGGCUCACGGAAAAGACUGGGCCUCCAUAAAUGUGUGGUCAUCCAUCAUUCCCCUCAUAACGAAAUCAAACGUUCGAGGCUUUCUCGGUUCCGAUGCCGCCGAGGAUGAGGUCUUUCUUGAUGUUGCAGGCACAUUCAUCAUCAACCAAAUUGUCUACUCAAUAGGUGCAAAGCAGUGGCCGUCGUUUCUCUUGCCAAUCGUACACAAGUACCUCCCUGGUUUCCCAGGUCUCGCCGAACAGUACAGCAACGGCGCAAAGGUGGUCUUGAGGCAGAUGAAAAACAAGAAGGCCAAUGGUCUCAAACCUCUGUCCGAUCCCCCGAGCGUCUUCGAUUACGUCAAUGACGACGCUUCCAAACUGGAAAAGAUGGACAGCUUCAUUAAGGAAGUACAGCGGUUUUGCUCUCCUGACUUGACGACGUUCCAGCGCAAAGCCACCGGCCCGGUCACUCUGUCUAAUGGUUUUCACCUCCCAAAGGGUGCAAGAAUUGAGGUCGCCACCGGUGCCAUCAAUGCUGAUGCCGCGCUCUACGAUAAUCCCUCUGAGUUUGACCGCUUGCGAUUCUACAAGAAGCGACAUACAGAGGAAGCCCGUUCAAAGUAUCAAGUUUUGAGUGUGAGCAAAGAGGAUUUGGCUUGGGGCUAUGGGCGAGCUGCGUGCCCUGGGAUGUUCCUCGCGGACAUGCUGAUCAAGAUGAUCCUCGUGGAGGUCUUGAAGCGAUACGAUAUCAAGAUGCCCGACGGUCAAGGCAGGUAUGAGAACAUGGAGGUUCAAGGCCAGGGCGAGAUUUUGAUACGGGAGAGGGAUGUGAAUGAAUAA
Colletotrichum chrysophilum is the source of this 1020-nucleotide messenger RNA. RefSeq lists its product as uncharacterized. Gene Ontology annotation, molecular function: oxidoreductase activity, acting on paired donors, with incorporation or reduction of molecular oxygen; heme binding; monooxygenase activity. The coding region runs from base 1 to 1020 and encodes 339 amino acids. The transcript has 7 exons. Lineage: Eukaryota; Fungi; Ascomycota; Sordariomycetes; Glomerellales; Glomerellaceae. The record is from RefSeq and is a predicted model, not a curated record.